AUGGGGAAGUAGGGAAAGUACAAUCACAAGCGCUCAGCCUCAUCCUCUUUCAGCAAGCUCUAUUGUCCGACUCUAUCCCUGACGUGGAGUAAAAAUAUAAAUGCUGGAAACGCAAGGGUACGGAUUUUUAUUAAAUGACGUCAUUCAUAAAUUAUUCAGACGACGGCACUUUUUGAUGAGAGGAACGGAGUGACACAUCUUGCCCGAGAACAUAAGAAACAAUCUUGGAUCGGCGUGUCCAGCUGUUGAGUUUCGCUCGACUUGAGCAAGUCUGACGUUAGUGUUCGAAGUUCGAACCCCGCGUGGCAAGCAAUGAAGCAAGCCGCUUAUUCGCCGCUGUAGACCGGCGGUGUGGACUUCCCAGUCCUCCGCUCCGGUGAUCCCACCCUGCUGAGAAAUGUGGCUGAACCCGGAGGAAGUGGCUCUGAAAAACGCGCUGAAGCUGUGGGUCACCGAGCGGAGCAACGACUUCUUCCUGCUGCAGAGGAGGAGAGGCCGCGGGGAACCCGCCGGGAAAAUAAGCGGCCUCCUGGUGGGGGCGCUAGACACGGUGCUGGACUCCAAUGCCAGGGUGACACCCUUCCGAAUCCUCCUCCAGAUCCCGGGCUCGCAGAUCAGUUGGAUCAUCGCUAGUGGAGCCACCAUGGAGGAAGUGAACAAGCACUGGGAUUGGCUGGCACACAACCUGCUGCACUCGCUGUCCGUCUUUGAGAACAAAGAGGACGGAGCCAGUUUUGUCCGAGGAAAAGUCAAGGGCCUGAUCGCGGAGGAGUCGCGCGGUCGCCAAGCUGCCCAGGAGGACGACCCGGAGAAGUUUCGCGAGGCUCUGCUGAAGUUCGAGCGCCACUUUAGACUGCCGUCGUCGGAGAAACUGGUCACCUUCUACUCGUGCUGCACAUGGAAGGGGCGGGUGCCGCGCCAGGGCCUGCUCUACCUCAGCAUCAACCACUUGGCCUUCUACUCAUUCCUGCUAGGCAAAGAAGUCAAGUUUGUGAUUCCCUGGGCGGAGGUGAUUCGGCUGGAGCGGGUCUCCGGCGGAUUCAUGACAGAGGGCAUCCGGGUGAGCACCAGGCAACGGCAACGGGACUUCUCCAUGUUCCUCAACUUGGACGAGGCUUUUGGGGUGGUGGGGCAGCUGGCCGACAUCGCCCUGCGUCGCUUGCUGGACAGCGAAGGCCUGGAGCUGGACCGGGUGCUGCAGCAGCCGGCUCGCAUCACCAAAAGGGUUCUGGAGGAGCAGGCGUUGCGAGAGUACGUUCUGGCCCUGUUCCGCCUCCCCCGCAGCGAGAGGCUCCACGAGGUGGCGUCGUGCGCCGUGUGGACGCCGCACGCCCGCUGCCACACGGCCGGCACGCUCUACACCACCGACAACUACUUGGGCUUCUCCAGCCGAGAGGAGGGCCAAUGCAUUCUCCUGAUACCCCUCACGGAGGUGGUGUCGGUGGAGAAGGCGGAGAGCACGUGCACGCUUCCCAACCCGGUGAUUGUGAGCGUGCGCUCCAAGAAGGCCUUCCAACUCAUCGAGCUGCAGGCGCGCGACGACCUGGUGGAGAGCCUGGACUGCAGGCUGCGCUCGCUGCACCUCAAGCAGUCGGCCUUUCGGACCAGCCGGCGUGCCAAGAGGACCUCGAGCUGCCACAAUCCUUACUACACCUUCUACUACGACACGGCGUGCUCGGAUGAAGAAGAGAUGGAGGAGCAGGUGCUUCGGAAUACCGUCAAUAGCGAAGCUCUCAUGACUGCCUUCCAUCACAACACCCCAGGAAGUAACAACAACGAGCAUACGGAGGUGCUGAAAGAGAAGAUGUGGGAGGAACACUUUGCCGAGUUUGGCCGUGGCGUCCACAUGUUUCGCACCGACAAGCUCCAGCGGCUGAUUGCUCUGGGCAUACCCGAGUCGCUUCGAGGCGAGCUCUGGAUGACGCUCUCGGACACGACUUCUGAUCUGGAUUCGGACCCGGGCUACUACGCAGCUUUGGUGCAGACAUCCAUGGGUCAGAGCAGCCUGACCACCGACGAAAUCGAGCGGGACCUCCACCGCUCCCUACCGGACCAUCCUGCCUUCCAGAACCCCACCGGCAUUUCGGCUCUCCGCCGCGUACUCACCGCCUACGCCCACCGUAACCCGAAGAUCGGAUACUGUCAAUCAAUGAACAUCUUGGCAUCCGUGCUGCUGCUGUACGCCAAAGAAGAAGAAGCUUUCUGGCUGUUGGUGGCCGUUUGUGAGCGGAUGCUUCCCGACUACUUCAACAGGAGGGUCAUCGGUGCUCAGGUGGACCAGUCGGUGUUCGAGCAGCUCAUCAGCGAGCGUCUCCCUGAUCUGGCUGAUCAUUUUCCGGACCUUUCCACAUUGUCGUCGGUGUCUCUGUCCUGGUUCCUGACCAUCUUUGUCAGCGUGCUGCCCUUCCAAAGUGCUGUGUGCGUGGUGGACUGGUUCUUCUUCCACGGCAUCAAGGCCAUCUUUCAGCUGGCUCUGGCCGUGUUGGAGUCCAACGCUGCCAGCCUCUGCGCCCGUGUGGAUGAUGGACAUGCACUUAUGGUCCUUGCAAGUUUUCUGGAGCAUGUUGGAAGUGACCAGUCGUCUCCUGGCGAGUUCUCUCAACCCCCUGCAAAUGGCAGCGGCAACAACAUGAUGGACGCUCCCGCUGUGGGCCAAGCUAACAUAACACAGCUCAUCACUGACGCCUAUGAAAGGUUCGGGGAUUUGACGGUGAGGAAGAUCGAGAGACUUCGCUGUCGACACAGAAUUCAAGUUCUGCAGGCACACGAGGACACAACCAAAGAAAACGCUUUAAGAGUGGUGACGCCAGAUGUUUCCAUCUCUGCGGAACACCUGGCUGACAUUUAUGACCUCUUCAAGACGGAACAUUUCAUCAGCCUAUACUGGGGCGACAUCAGCGCGGUGGCUGCGGCCGAGGCGGCGUCUUGGCGGCGCGGCGUCUCGUACUUGGAGCGCCAGUACCGACUGGACCUGCCGCAGUUCAAGAGCCUGUACGGGCUGCUGGCCCCUUGGCCGGCGGUGGGUUGCCAUGCCGACACUCUGGCCCACCGCACCUUCAAUUUGUUGGACUCGGACAGACAACAUCUGCUCUCGUUCAGGGACUUUGCCCUCUGGCUUGACACUUUGUACUGCGGGGAGCUGAGCGACAAGGUGAAGCUACUUUACCGUCUUCACUUACCACCCGCUCUGACGGACAGCGAGGAGCGCUCGUCCGAGAUGAACAUUCCUUCUGUAUCGUCUGACAGACCUCUCCGCGUGGGCGUGGCUUCCGAAAAGGCUGAUGGGAAAGAGGAGGCCAAGGACUACCAGGAGCAGCUAAAGCAGAUGCUGCGGGAUGUAGUCAUGGCCAAAGAGAAGGAGAAGGAUGUCCAGCAGCCGCUCCCCCUCAUGAAGCAGCACGAGUUCAUCCAGUUUUGUAAGACGCUGUGCAGCCUGUUCCACGGUGACCCCGAGGAGAACGAGCUCUUCCAGGCAAUCGCCAAAGUCACGAGCCUCGUCUUGCAAAUUGGCGAGGCCACUACCAGGCCCGCGGGACCGAACCGGGACCUUUCGGGGCCGCCAGACAGUGAGUGGACCAUUAGCCUGGCCCAGAUUCUGGCAUCUCUGCUGACUGAGCAAACGCUGGUCAACUUCUUGGAGCGGGCGUGCGAUCUGACGAGCCGCAUCGCCACCGCCAAAGAGAAGCAGUACCAGCAGAGGGCGCCGCUGCUCGCCCUGCAGCACGCCCAACGCUAAGACCACCUGACAUUCUGGUCCGACCUAGUAGACUGAGCGCAACUAACCGGACACGCCUUCCGUUUUUCACUGUGAGUCAAUUCUGAUGUUUUUCUACACAAAUAUUUUCUAACUUGAGUGUUUAAUGCAUGCACCUUCUCACUUUUUUGUUUUUUCAAUCUAGAGCCAAAAUGUGCAAAAACUUUUAUCAUGAAAGCAAAACACUGGAUUUGUCUUUUGAAAUAAAAUUGU
This is a messenger RNA of Syngnathus acus (greater pipefish), 3967 nucleotides long. Its product is annotated as TBC1 domain family member 8. NCBI's taxonomy places the organism in Eukaryota, Metazoa, Chordata, Actinopteri, Syngnathiformes, Syngnathidae. The transcript is spliced from 20 exons. Bases 398 to 3736 code for a protein of 1112 amino acids. The record is from RefSeq and is a predicted model, not a curated record.